CUGUUGGGGCUUAUUUGGAGAAACAUACACUCCUUCACUCGCUGUGAGGCCCAGGAACAAUAUUUCUUAUUCCUUCAGGACGAUCCCGCCCACUGUCACCUUGGAUCUUUCUCUAUAUAUAACACAGUAGAACAAACCUGUUAAUAAGAACCUGGUGUCAAGACAAACCUGACCAUGCGGUGUAAAGUCCUCUCCUUUAUUGUGCUCCUGGCUCUCAUAAAGCAUGGGUCAUCAGAAGCAAAACUACCCUACUUCCACGUCGAUAUCAACCCCUAGAGCCUAGACUCCUGCAACUAGAAAACAUUAGGGGGUCUGCUGAAGAUUGUGGCAGUAUGCUUACAUGAUUGCCUAAUUAUGGAGGGUGCUGUGACUUUAACCAGUCUAGCUGUUGCCAGCUGGGCCACCGUGUGGAAAAUAACUUUCUCGACUUGGUCAAUUGAAGCUAAGUGUCUUCUAAUGAAAUCCAGGCCUACCCGAACACAAAUGCAACCCUCCCUUGCAAGAUUUCCAUACAAGAAGACAAAAUGGACGUGUCUCUAAUCAGAGUCAACUGGACGAGAGGUGACUCGAGUGUUGCCACAUUUGGAGGAGCAGAAGAGCAAGUAAAGGACGGAUUCAGCUGGGAUCCCACUGAUUUCACUGACGGGGACUUUUCACUCACCGUCCUCCAAGCCAGUCUCGGUCUCCAGGGAGUUUAUGAAUGCAGAGUUAGCUACAACUUCACAGAUCUGCCCUCUAGUAAUGUUACAUUUAGUAUUCUAGCGCCCCCUUCAGUCUUUGUGCCUCAGAAGUGGGUUCUGUUAGAAAAAGAGAACCAGCUUGAGUGCCAUGCAAGGGGCUUCUACCCCCCAACUGUAUAUUUUUCCUGGACCAGAGAAGAACAAGUCAUUCAGCCUCCUUUUCAGGUGGAAGGUGAGCUCAGUCCAGAUGGAUACUACACAGCUGUGAACAACCUGACCUUCUACACUUCCAGAGAGGACCAGAAUGUGACCUUUGGCUGCAAAGUGUUGCAUAGAGGCAACAGUCAAGAGGUUGACAUCCAGCUCAAUGUCACCUAUCUCCCUUCUGUUAGACUGUCUGUCAUAAAGACUCGCUUUAGCAACACUCCUCUUACCCUGUACUGCGAUGUAGAGAGCUUCUACCCAGAGGACAUGUCGGUGUCCUGGUUUCAGAACGGCACAGCGCUCCCUGACCCUCCAGCAACAGAUCAGAACACAGAUCACACCUACACAACCAGGCGGUAUUUCACUUUGAGCCCAGAGCAGAGGCUGAAACGAGGUAAGGUCGAGUGUGUAGUGAAUCAACCAGAGGUGGCAGAUCCAGUCAGCACAUCAGCAGACCUGGACAAACUGGAUCCGCAGGACGAGGCUCCAGUGUUAACAAAGUCAGCCAAGGCAUCCGUGGCUAUGAUGUGUAUCUCUAUUGUGUUGGUCUUCCUGCUUUGCUUUGGCUUUUCCUGGAGAAGGAGAGAUGAGAAAAAGAAGUCGCUCACUGUGUCAGGAAUCAUCCUGCCGCCCCGUGUCAUCGUAGGCCAAAAGGGGAGGGUGAGUGUGAGCAUCGAAGGCAGGCGGGUGGACCGGGUGCAGACCGCAUGGUUUCUCAAUGACACCCCCAUCAAUGACACCUCGCUCACAGGAACUUCCAAGUCUAACUUUAACUGCCUUUACACUCCCCUAACCACCAUCCAUCUGCCCUGGGGUCUAACUCUCACCUCCCCAGCUUCAGAGAAAGGACCUCUCCUGACCUCCAGAGGGGAGAUGGGGUACUACAAGCUGCACACUCAGAGGCCGCUCCACUCCUCUGGGAUGGGGACCCAGCAGCUGAUCUCUGCUCUCACCUUCGUCCCACGGAUCACUUUGCACAAGGGAGCUGUCUUUAAGUGUCAGGUGUUCUAUGUGGGCAAGGACAAGAUUGUGGAGGAAAGAGUGUCGGAGAGGUUUACUGUUCUCUCUCCUCCAGAGGUGUCCGAGAUACAGCUGGCAGAGACAGAAAAUAAUCCAGAUGUCAUCAGCAUGACUGUCCAAGCGACACAUUUCCAUCCGGAUGUCAUCACCUUCCGCUGGUUCUGUAAGGGAGGUGAGCUCAGCCCCGUGGCUUCCAAGGCUUCUUCGUCGCCUCGGCCAAAUUCUGAGGGUUUCUUCUCCGCCUUCAGUCAGUGCAAACUUCCCCGGAGUGAGGUGGAAAAGGGCGCCACCAAGGUGUGGGUGAGCGUGCACCACAUCGCCCUGAAGCAGCCAAUCACCCGUGAAACUAGAGGAUUCAUCAAGAGACCACACGUGUCCAACAUCGUCAGCUUCACUCAUGCAUCAGAUCAGACCUUCACUCUGGGAUGUGAGAUCACAGAUUUCUUCCCCCCGAAUAUUUCAGUCAAUUGGCUGAAGCUUGGAGACGGGGAGAAGGAUGACAGGGAAGAGGAGCUGAUAGAGGGAGGAGAGAUUUGGGGCCCCAUACAAACUCACUCCAGACUCUUCAGGGCAACAGCCACCCUAGAAAGAAAGCCAAUCCGUCAGGAGAAAAAGGACAGCGGGGGCGGUUUUACCUGCAGAGUCCAGCACUGCUCCCUCAAAGAGCCAAUAGAGAGGCACUGGAGAAACGGGGACAAUGCUGCUCCAACCAUUCCUCCAUCGGUUUUAGUUUGUUGGAGCAGCCUAGGCGUCGGCGUGUUCUCCAUCCUGCUGAAAGGAGGUCAUCCUAAGGCGAAAUUACUCUGGGCAGCAGGUGGACCUACCUUCUCACCGUUAGUGUCCAGUGAGACAGAGGAGAUCGGAGAUGACGGACAGCGAGAGCUUAGAAGUGUCUGCGCUCUGGAGAAGUCCACGAACCUGCCAAGUCCACCAGACAAGCAGUUGGAGAGACAAGCAACAACUACAUAUCUUUCAGAAACAAAAUCAGCUGUUACAGAUCCCGACACUGAAGGGAUAAAAUACAUUGAUGAGAAGGUGGACAGCGAGGAUAGAGACAUGGACAGAUAUGAGGAAACUAAAUUUGAGUCAGAGGAGGAGGACGGCAACAAGGAAACAGAGGACAACACCGGCGCGCUUCACAUCAACAAAGUUAACCUGAGGACGGGUCUCAAAGAGAAUGAAAGGGCACGUUUGAGAGUGUGUGUGGAGAUCACACACCCUGCGCUCCAGAUUCCUGUUUAUCGAACGUGGACAGAGCCCAAUGAGGAAAUGUUAUCCUCCGCAUGAAGAUGCACAAGACUGCCUACUUCUUUCACAUCUCCUCUAAUGUAUCUAAUAUUUAUCUCUAAAACUUAACAUAAAUGAAACAUUCAGCUGCAUCUCAUCUGUUUCUGUUGUUGGGGUCUAUUUAUAUUUUUAAUCUUGUCUUUUUCCAAAAUCUGUGUGUUUUUCUGUUUUUGAAUGAAUAAGCUGACAAUAAAAUACACACUAAAUCAUGUUAA
Girardinichthys multiradiatus is the source of this 3406-nucleotide messenger RNA. RefSeq lists its product as uncharacterized. NCBI's taxonomy places the organism in Eukaryota, Metazoa, Chordata, Actinopteri, Cyprinodontiformes, Goodeidae. The coding region runs from base 525 to 3191 and encodes 888 amino acids. The transcript has 14 exons. The record is from RefSeq and is a predicted model, not a curated record.